This is a messenger RNA of Varanus komodoensis (Komodo dragon), 1482 nucleotides long. RefSeq names its product tryptophan hydroxylase 1 (gene TPH1). Lineage: Eukaryota; Metazoa; Chordata; Lepidosauria; Squamata; Varanidae. Gene Ontology annotation, molecular function: tryptophan 5-monooxygenase activity; iron ion binding. The transcript has 11 exons. Bases 1 to 1482 code for a protein of 493 amino acids. Gene Ontology annotation, biological process: aromatic amino acid metabolic process; serotonin biosynthetic process. Gene Ontology annotation, cellular component: neuron projection. The record is from RefSeq and is a predicted model, not a curated record.
AUGUGCUCCGGCCGGAUUGAGGCUCCCCGCAGGGGGCGAUCCUUCGACUCCACCAGCGGCAGCUUCGACGAGCAUCAGUUCCACAACGUGGUCGGGAGCGUGGCGCCUCUCUCCGUCCUGAAUGGGAUCUACAAGACAAAUUACACUUUGAAUGAAGACAAUAAGGAGAACAAGGAUAAUUCAUCUGAAAGGGGAAGAGCUGCUGUCAUUUUUUCUUUGAAAAAUGAAAUUGGUGGACUUGUCAAAGCACUAAAACUCUUUCAGGACAAACACGUCAACCUGGUGCAUAUAGAAUCUCGAAAAUCCAGAAGACGGAAUUCAGAGUUUGAGAUCUUUGUAGACUGUGACAGCAACAGGGAACAGCUAGAUGAGAUCUUCCACCUCUUGAAAUCUCAUGUCAGCGUUGUAGCUGUGAACCCAGCAGACAAUUUCAUUGUACAGGAAGAUGAUAUGGAAAACAUCCCGUGGUUUCCUAAGAAAGUCUCUGAUCUGGAUAAAUGUGCAAACCGUGUUCUGAUGUAUGGAUCUGACCUAGAUGCAGACCAUCCCGGUUUCAAAGACAAUGUUUAUCGAAAGAGACGGAAGUACUUUGCAGACCUUGCUAUGAAUUACAGACAUGGUGAACCAAUUCCCAAAGUGGAAUUCACUGAGGAGGAGAUCAGAACUUGGGGCACGGUAUUCCGAGAGCUCAGUAAGCUCUACCCAAGCCAUGCUUGCAGAGAAUAUCUUAAAAACCUACCAUUGUUGUCCAAAUAUUGUGGCUACCGUGAAGACAACAUACCGCAGCUGGAGGAUGUGUCGCGGUUUCUGAAAGAACGCACUGGAUUUACUAUCCGCCCUGUUGCUGGAUACCUGUCACCCAGAGACUUCUUGGCGGGCUUAGCAUUCAGAGUAUUCCACUGCACCCAAUAUGUUAGGCACAGUUCGGACCCGCUUUACACACCUGAACCUGACACCUGCCAUGAGCUUUUAGGCCAUGUCCCUCUUCUGGCGGAGCCCAGUUUUGCUCAGUUCUCCCAGGAAAUUGGCUUGGCCUCCCUCGGAGCAUCCGAUGAAGCUGUUCAAAAGCUGGCAACUUGCUACUUUUUCACUGUGGAGUUUGGCUUAUGUAAACAGGAAGGCCGGCUGAGAGCCUAUGGAGCUGGCUUGCUCUCUUCUAUCAGUGAACUAAAGCAUGCACUGUCUGGGAACGCCAGGGUCAAACCCUUUGAUCCCAGUGUCACCUGCAAGCAAGAGUGCAUGAUUACAACAUUCCAGGAAGUUUACUUCAUUUCAGAAAGCUUUGAAGAUGCAAAGGAGAAAAUGAGGGAGUUUGCAAAGACUAUCAAGCGCCCCUUUGGAGUGAAUUAUAACCCUUAUACACAAAGUGUUCAGCUCUUGAAAGACCCAAGGAGCAUCGCUAAUGUGGUGAAUGAGCUCCGCCAUGAACUGGACAUUGUCAGCGAUGCCCUCAACAAGAUGGGCAAGCAGCUGGGAAUCUAA